AUGUCGAGUUCAAAAACUGAAGAUUUAGAAGUCCAUGCCAUCACUGGGGUGAACCCUGGUGGGCAUAGCAGUGCUCCUGUGGGGAAGGAGCCCCGAGCCCAUAGGGACUGCUGCGGUUUGAGGAUCCCCUGGGUCAUAUCGGGUGUCCAGUGUGACGUGCAGCUGGUGGAGUCGGGGGGUGACCUGGUGAAGCCUGGGGGGUCCCUGAGACUCACCUGUGUGGCCUCUGGAUUCACCUUCAGUAGCAACAGCAUGAGCUGGGUCCGCCAGGCUCCAGGGAAGGGGCUGCAGUGGGUCGCGUAUAUUAGUGGUAGUGGAAGUAGCACAGGCUACGCAGACUCCGUGAAGGGCCGAUUCACCAUCUCCAGAGACAACUCCAAGAACACGCUGUAUCUGCAGAUGAACAACCUCAAGACCGAGGACUCGGCCACAUAUUACUGUGUAGGAGACACGGUGAGGGGACAUCACUGGGAGCCCACACACAAACCUCCAUGCAGGGGUGAUCAGCACCACCAGGGGGCGCACACUAUGCACAAUUCUGCUUUGUGUUGCCAGGAGCAGGAUUCCCAGAUGCGCUCCCUGUGCAGCCAGGACCACAGGAUCCCACAGCUCCUCCUUAUCCUCACCCAGCCCUUGUCCCAGUCAAACAACGUGACACUUUCUUCAUAG
Neofelis nebulosa (Clouded leopard) is the source of this 669-nucleotide messenger RNA. RefSeq lists its product as uncharacterized. The transcript has 3 exons. Gene Ontology annotation, molecular function: immunoglobulin receptor binding; antigen binding. The record is from RefSeq and is a predicted model, not a curated record. Lineage: Eukaryota; Metazoa; Chordata; Mammalia; Carnivora; Felidae. Gene Ontology annotation, biological process: innate immune response; complement activation, classical pathway; B cell receptor signaling pathway. Gene Ontology annotation, cellular component: external side of plasma membrane; blood microparticle; immunoglobulin complex, circulating. The coding region runs from base 1 to 669 and encodes 222 amino acids.